UCAAUUUUCGUUCACUUCGCACCAAUCUUCUAUGUAGUAUGCUGCCAGGAUCAAGAACGAAAACAAGGGUGUGACCAAGAGUAGCAAAUAUGUUUUCCUCCUUGCUUUUGUGGAAGAAAAAGUGGUACAUUUAGCGUUUCAGAGAAAAUCCUUAAUUAAUAGCCCAAAAAGUGUGUGAGCGUGCAAUGGGGACCGGUAAAAUGGAGUACUGGCACAAUUAAUGCAGAAAGGACCAUUAAUUUCGCCGUGGAGUACAACACGGCAGGAAAAAAAAGUUCAAGUGAAAGACGGCUUAAAUCUAGUGGGUGCUCUUCUCUGCUGAACAGGAUUUUUCCUCUUCGUCGCCACACGGCCUAGCCUGGGUUAUGACGUAUUCGUGUUCUUUGCUCCUUGUAAAAAAGCAUUAAUGAUUGUGAGAAGAAAGGAGAUUAUAACCGAUACGGAUCUCCCGCUACUGUUAGCGCAUGAAAAUGUAAAAUAUCAAGAAAAAGCGAUAACUGCCCCCUUUUUUGCAAUCGGGCAACAUAAAAUCGGUGCAUCGGAAGUUCAAUCAUCGGCUCACCAGCGAAAAUAGUGUCGAUUAGCGUUCGCUGCUUCUGGUACAUGUGCAGUGGUCUGCUGCUGACACACAAUGCAGGGUUCAACUCCACCAAUAAUGGGAUAUCCCGAGGAUGACGAUCAAUACAAGGUACCGCUCAUAGCCAAACUGCUCCAUGCACUACCUCAUUACAACAUCACUUUCCAUCGGAUCAACAAUACCUUUCGCCCCUCGAAUGAAGUGUAUUUAGAGAGCCUGGGCAUCCUCGGAUCAAUACCAGCUGCGCUGUUGAUAGUCUCGUUGUUUGGACUGCUACUGUAUCUCCUAACGCGAUGUUGCGAUCGGAAACCUCGACCCGCUCAUUCGAUAACUAGUCUUAAAGUUACGCUAUCUAUAGUUACUGUGUUGUGCUGUGCAGCGAUCGGCCUAGGUCUGUACGGAAACGAUGAUCUUCACAACGGGUUGCUGGAGGUGUUACAAGCCGGACGAAAGGUGGAUAAUGUCGUUUCGUCCGUUCGAAACCACACGUUCACGUUGGAGAAUACUCUGACAAUGAAAAUACAGCAACAGUUGACCGAGUUGGAAGAUAUUUUCGACGGGAAGGCAAAUAACCAGACAGCCUUGGCACAGCUCCAGCUGGCAUUGGCAAUUACUAAGGGUAAUGUUACUAUCGCAAAGAAUGCAGCCAAUGAUAUCCGACGUCCGCUGGUUGGAUUAACUAUCACUGAUUUUCUCUCGAAAGGAGAUCAAUGGGAACUGAUCCGGUGGCCGGGUACGGUUGCCAUCCUCGCACUUUUAUUGGUAUUAUGCGCUGUUUUGUUGGUUGGGGUAGCCCGUCACUCUCGGUGCGCUUUGAUUUUAUUCAGUGUAUGCGGACUGUUGGCUGUCACAGGAUCAUGGCUUAUGUCUGGGCUUUAUCUGUCGACAUCCGUCGCUGUGGGAGAUUUGUGCAAUGAUCCAGCAGAUUUCCUAGUUCAUCAGGCCCCGAACGAGUUACCCUCGGAUAUACUACUAUAUUACACACAAUGUGACAUUUCACGAUCCAACCCUUUCACGCAACGACUUCGUGAAUCGCAAAAUGCAAUCAACAAUGCACGAAAUGCGAUGAGCACUGUAUCAAAAAUAUCUCCAGUAUUAUUCAAAAAUGCUGGCCUAGGACCAAAACUGGGUUCCGUGAAUGCAGAUAUUAAACUGUGUGAACGAAUUUUGACCGGACUGACAGCGCUGGUAGACUGCAAACAAGUUCACCACAGCUAUCUCAAUGCAACGAGAGGUCUCUGCGAAGGAGGACUUCUGGGUUUAGUUCUCAUGUUGAUCGCUAGCUUCAUGGCAGCCAUUCUACUAACCGUGAUGGUUUGGGUUGAUUCCCAUACAUGGAUAUACAUAAGGAAGAGGAACGACUAUGCUCAAGUUGAAGAGCAAUCAUAUGUAUCAGCCCAUCAACUCCAUCCUCAAAAUCAUCAGAAUAUGAAUGUGCGAACACUGCCACAUCAUCCAAAAGGUCCUCCGGUAAUAAGUGGAUCUCAUACUCUAGCACACCCUGGACGGAACGUAAAGCACGAGCUGACACCACAACAACAGGCACAUAUGCAUCACCAUCAUCAAGCCGUAAUGCGACCAGGAGGAACGCAUACCCUCGGACGAUUGCCCUCCCACAACAAUAGUCCAACCCACGUGCAUGGACCUAACAAUGGCAAAUAUGCCACCCUGAGCAAGCACUGCAAAACACUAGAUGCAAAUGACUUUUACUGA
Messenger RNA from Toxorhynchites rutilus septentrionalis, 2290 nucleotides. RefSeq names its product protein tweety. The coding region runs from base 632 to 2290 and encodes 552 amino acids. Gene Ontology annotation, molecular function: volume-sensitive chloride channel activity; intracellularly calcium-gated chloride channel activity. The transcript has 6 exons. Lineage: Eukaryota; Metazoa; Arthropoda; Insecta; Diptera; Culicidae. The record is from RefSeq and is a predicted model, not a curated record. Gene Ontology annotation, cellular component: plasma membrane.